UCCCUUCAUUCUACAACAGGACCACUCAGAAAACAGAGGGAUUCCAGACAUGAAACAAUCUGGUCUAGCUAACACCUCCUAACAAAGGAUUCUCUCAGGCAGGAAGAAACCAGCUGUAUGGCCAUUCAAUGCUAAUCAAGAUGGCCAAUUACAACAUCCACACAUGCCUCAAGCAGACUAUAGAGAUUCUUUUUCCCACCCUGGGCCUUCCAGAGAUAUAUAAACCCCACUUGCAUUGUUUUCCAACAGACAUCACAACCUCUGAAGAUGCCUGCCAUAGAUGUGGGCGAAACGUCAGGAGAGAAUGCUUCUGGAACAUGGCCAGACAGCCUGGAAAACUCACAGCAACCCAGAAAAGGUUUGUCAAGCCUCCAAGAGACGCAGGAAAGGAAGGAGGGGAGGGAGGUUGUGUCUACUCCUCCUCCGGAGAAACCCUCCCUUUCCUGGCGAAGGAGGAAGGCGCGGUUUGCAGGAACCCAAAAGAGGCAUCUUGCAGAGGCAUCCAGGACCAGCACUGACAUCCGCGUUGGAGAACGGAGAGAGAAAAGCUUCAUCAUGGAUCAACUGGCCAAUGCGAACACCCAUUUUGCCCUUGAUCUCUUCCAAAAGUUGACUGAAGCCAACUCAACAGGCAAUAUCUUCUUUUCUCCACUUAACAUAUCAUCUGCACUCGCCAUGGUCUACUUAGGGGCCAAAGGUGACACAGCAACACAGCUCUCAAAGGCGUGUCACUUUGAUGCUGUUGAAGAUCUUCAUGUAAAGCUGCAGGCACUCAGUACUAAGAUAAACCGGAGUGAUGCGCCUUAUGUACUGAAGCUUGCUAAUAGAUUGUAUGGAGAAAAAACGUAUUGCUUUCUGAAGGAUUACUUGACCAGCACUCAGAAGCUAUAUGGUGCAGAGCUAUCCAUGGUAGACUUCUUAAAUGCUGCACAAAGUGUACGAACACAAAUUAACCAGUGGGUUGAGGGACAAACUGAAGGUAAAAUCACUGAGUUGUUAUCUGAAGACUCUGUUAAUGAACUGACCAAACUGGUUCUGGUGAAUGCGAUUUACUUUAAAGGUUCCUGGGAAGAGAAGUUUGAUAAGUUUGACACCACAGAUAAGCCUUUUAGGCUUAGUAAGAAGGAAAAGAAGAAUGUGAAGAUGAUGUUCAUGAAAAAGAAACUCCCAUUUAGUUAUAUUGACGAUUGCAAAUGUCGAGUGCUGGAACUGCCUUACCAGGGAAAAGAGCUUAGCAUGAUCCUCCUGCUCCCUGAUGAUAUUGAGGAUGAUUCCACUGGCCUGGAGCAGUUGGAGAAGCAGCUCAUCUUAGGCAAUCUCCAGAAGUGGACAUGCUCCCAAAAUAUGUAUUCCAACCAUGAAGUCUAUGUUCAUCUGCCUAAAUUUAAGCUGGAAGAAAGCUAUGAUCUUCAGUCGUAUUUGGAAGCACUGGGACUGCGGGAUGUCUUUGGCAGUGGCAAGGCGGAUUUAUCUGGAAUGUCGAGAGCCCGUGACCUCCAUGUGUCCAAGAUAGUUCACAAGUCCUUUGUGGAAGUGAAUGAAGAAGGGACAGAAGCGGCGGCAGCAGCAGCAGCUGUGGCAAUGAACAGCAUGCCCAUGAGAGAGAAAUUCAAUGCUGACCACCCAUUCCUCUUCUUUAUACGUUAUAACCCAACAAAUACUAUUCUUUUCUUUGGGAGAUUUGCUUCUCCAUGAAAAGUAAAACAACAUAAUAUGACCCGCAAUGUCCAAGGCCCCUUCUACACAGCUGAAUAAAAUCCCACUUUUUCUGCUUUGAACUGGAAUAUCUAGCAGUGUGGACUCAGGUAACCCAGUUCAAAGCAGAUAAUGUGAGAUUUUCUGCCUUGAUAUUCUGGGUUAUAUGGCUGUGUGGAAGGGCCCCUAGUCCACUGGACUGCUUGCAUCAAAAUUGGUGUCAUUUCUCUCCUGUUUUGGUAAAGGGAACUUAAGGUCAGAAUUAUUUCCAGUGCUGAAAGUUUUUCAUAAGCAACCAUCAAUCUCUGUUUCUGCAUUAUCUUGAUUUUGAGUCUUUGACAAUUUAUGCAACAUUAUCUUCUUUGUAAAACCACUUGUGUGCUUCCUGCUUUAAUAUAGGUGGUUUCUUUUUUCAAAAAAAAAUCAUUUUAUUGUAAAAUUUGUGAGCAACUUUAAUACAUUUCUUGUUAUGACAAA
This is a messenger RNA of Anolis carolinensis (green anole), 2172 nucleotides long. Its product is annotated as leukocyte elastase inhibitor. The transcript is spliced from 7 exons. The record is from RefSeq and is a predicted model, not a curated record. Bases 268 to 1695 code for a protein of 475 amino acids. Gene Ontology annotation, biological process: negative regulation of interleukin-1 beta production; negative regulation of endopeptidase activity. Lineage: Eukaryota; Metazoa; Chordata; Lepidosauria; Squamata; Anolidae. Gene Ontology annotation, molecular function: serine-type endopeptidase inhibitor activity.